UCUCUGAUGCAUACCUUGCACUUCGUAACAUCAUUCGAACACCUGGACAUGUUGUAAUCCGUUUGACACGUGGUUUGGUAUCACAAAUUUUCUUUGCGGUGUUUAUAAGGAAAUUUUGCUCUAAGAACUUUCAAUAUUUCAGAAGAAAUGGCCAAGAGAACCCAGCCAGUUUGGCAUCUGCCAGAAGGAAAGCAUCGCACAUCGCUUCGAUUGUACAAUAGUUUAACUAGAGAAAAGGAAAUAUUUAUCCCACAAUUUGGGAAUCGUGUUCUGUGGUACAGUUGUGGACCUACUGUCUAUGAUGCAUCACAUAUGGGCCAUGCGAGAUCUUAUAUAUCUUUUGAUAUACUACGUCGUGUACUAUCAGAUUAUUUUGGAUAUGAUGUUUUAUACGUGAUGAACAUUACUGAUGUAGAUGAUAAAAUUAUAAAAAGAGCAAGACAGAAUUACCUGUGCGAAAAAUAUGUGGGAGAAAACCAUAGUCUUGAUAACAUAGUAGAUGAUGUGAAAGAAGUAAUGUUAACUUUUGAGAAUACUGUAAAAACUACAACUGAUCCAGAUAUAAAGUGCAUGCUAGAGAAGAUAUUAUACAAAAUGACAGAAGCUAUUGAAAAUUUGGCAAAAGCAAUUAUAGAUAAGGAUAAGAACAAGAUUGCAGAAUUUCAAGAAGCAUUGUUGAAAGAGGCUAAAGAUCCUUUAUCAGACUGGCUAGAUAAAAGAGAAGGUAGCACCGUUACAGAACACUCAAUAUUUAAUAAAUUGUCUCAACACUGGGAAUCAGAAUUUCAUAAAGAUAUGGAUGCUUUAAAUGUAUUAAAACCAAAUGUAUUGACAAGAGUUAGUGAAUAUGUUCCUGAAAUAAUAGCAUACAUACAACGAAUAAUAGAUAAUGGACUUGCUUACGAAAGUAAUGGAUCGGUAUAUUUCGAUGUGAGCAAGUUUGAUAAACAAGAAAAACAUUAUUAUGCCAAGCUAGUGCCAGAAGCAUAUGGUGAUACAUCAAGCCUACAAGAAGGAGAAGGUGACUUGAGCACUACAGAAGAUAAACUCUCUGAGAAGAGAUCAGUGACAGAUUUUGCUCUUUGGAAACAUUCAAAGGCAGGUGAGCCUUGGUGGGACAGUCCUUGGGGCAAAGGACGUCCAGGAUGGCAUAUUGAAUGCUCGGUCAUGGCGUCUGUAAUUUGCGGAGAGAGUUUAGACAUUCACACAGGCGGCGUAGAUCUCAAAUUCCCUCAUCACGACAACGAACUUGCACAAGCGGAAGCGUAUUUCGAUAAUUCUUAUUGGGUUAGAUAUUUCCUGCAUUCCGGUCACUUGACUAUAGCUGGCUGCAAAAUGUCGAAAUCGUUAAAGAAUUUUGUAACGAUACAAGAUGCUUUAAAGAAACACUCGGCAAGACAGCUAAGACUUGCAUUUCUUCUGCAUUCGUGGAAAGAUACAUUAGAUUACAGUGAUAAUACUAUGAAUAUGGCUGUUCAGUAUGAAAAAUUUCUUAAUGAAUUCUUUUUGAAUGUAAAAUGUAAGCUUAGAUGCUUGGAAACGAAAAUUAGCUUUAAUUGUUUUACUAAGUGGUCUGAUUCUGAAAUGGAACUCAAUGAAAAGUUUCGUCAUGCUAAGCAUUCUGUACAUGAAGCCUUAUGCGAUAAUAUUGAUACCAGAACAGUGCUCGAUGUGAUACGAGAACUUGUGGCGAUUUGCAAUGUGUACAUGUGUCAAAAUAAGAAUCCAAAUACUCUUCUUCUUAGGGAUAUUAGUGUAUAUGUUACGAAGAUAUUUACUAUUUUUGGAGCCAUUCCGUCUUUAGACGAUUCGAUUGGAUUUCCAAUUGAUGACGAGGCAGUGGGUUCAAAUGUUGAAAAGACUAUUAUGCCAUAUCUUGAAAUUCUGGCAAAUUUCCGAGAGAAAGUUCGAAACUAUGCGAAAACAUUGAAAGCCAAUGAUAUUCUGCAAGAGUGCGAUAAACUGCGCGAUGAUAUCUUGCCAAAUGUUGGAGUACGGUUGGAAGACAGUAAUGAAGAGGCCUUUAAGGUAAAAUUAGUUAACAAGGAAGAAUUGCUGAAGGAGAAAGAAGCUAAGAAAAAGUUAGAACUUGAGAAAACCUUGGAGAAAGAAAGGAGGAAAGCAGAAGCUGCCAAUGCAGCAGCGGAAAAGGAAGCACAGAGAAGAAUACCGCCGAAUGAUAUGUUUAGAUUGGAAAAAGAUAAAUAUUCUCAAUUUGAUGAUAAGGGUUUGCCAACACACGAUGCCGAAGGUAAAGAGAUCAGCAAAGGUUUAUUUAAGAAAUUACAAAAACUACAGCAGGCGCAAGAAAAAAGAUAUAAUGAAUAUUUAGCUUCUAUACGGAACGAUAGCGUAUGAGAAUUUAUCAUGCGAGAUUAUAGAUUCAUUUAUCAACUUGCAUUGCGCGGCAAAGAAUGGUGGUUUUGUACUUCACAAUUGUAUCACUGCUUUAGUAAUGUUUAGGAAGACAAAUCUGAUUAAAUUGUUAACUUAA
Linepithema humile (Argentine ant) is the source of this 2494-nucleotide messenger RNA. Lineage: Eukaryota; Metazoa; Arthropoda; Insecta; Hymenoptera; Formicidae. The record is from RefSeq and is a predicted model, not a curated record.